Symbiodinium pilosum is the source of this 1524-nucleotide messenger RNA. The record is from the annotation of a GenBank genome assembly. NCBI's taxonomy places the organism in Eukaryota, Dinophyceae, Suessiales, Symbiodiniaceae.
AUGGAUGUUGACGACCUGGACUCGUUGGGGUCCAAUUCCAACAAAGGCUCUCAGGCCUCAGUGGCAUCAGAUGAUGGGGACUCGAGCUUCACAGCUCCACCGCCUCCCUUGCUGAGCCCCUCCGCGCACAACUAUGCCCGUGUUAAGCAGGAGCGUCUGCGCAUGGGUGAGGUGGAUAGCUUCCGGGGCAUCAACAGCGCCGACAUCUCCCAAGAGCAAGCGCAGCAAAGCAUCGAGGAUUCUCGGUUCCGCACGAAGGUUGAGGCGGUUCUGAAGCGCCUGCUGGCUUUUGCACGUUCGCCGGGCGAGCUGGCAACGUUUCUGGCCACAGAGCUGCAUACCUCCAAAGUGCGGAGUGGAUACGCGUUGUGUUUGAUUGGAGAACCUGCCGACUCCAUGAUGGUCCUUGUUGAUGGCUAUGCCCAAGUGCAUGCCAAGGAGAUUGGCGCAGUUGGCGUCCUUGGACCGGGUGCUUCUUUCGGUGAGGCAGCGCUCAUGGGACUUCUACAUGUUCGCACAGCAACAGUGCAGGCACUUCAGGACUGCGUUGUGGUAGAGCUGCGACAAGAAGUGCUGGAAAGGGCCAAAUUUAGGCGCAUCAAGGAAUCACUGCUGCUGCUGGCGUAUGAAAGAUGCCAGCAGUCGCAGCAGUGUGUUCCAAUGUGCGCGCUGCCCCUUGGGAUCUCACCACAAGAUCCCUGUGCCGCCAUUGUGGCGCUUCAUGCAGAGCGCCUGGACAUACCUCCAGGUGAAGCUUGGUUGCCAAUGCCGGACUCGCAUCCGGCGGGGCCGCACUUCGGUGUGCUGGUGGCCGGCUUUGCCCAUGUUGAGGUUGGUGGGCGACGGAUCACAAGGCUGAAGGCUGGCAGCUUGGUUCCGGAAGGGGUCCUGGCUGACAGCGGUGCAUUGAUUAGAGCAGCUUCGAACUGCUUGGCCUAUCGCGUGCAGCAGCUUGCCAGCGACAGGGGCUAUGGGUACGACCGGUGCCGUGAGCACGAGAGGCAAACACGCGAGGCUCUCUUGCAGCGCCUUCGCACUGCCAUCAAGCCCUCCGUGCCGACAUCGUCUACAUCGCGUCCGGCCACGAGUCCAUGCAGCUUUCAAAAGGCAAAGCUGGCCCCGCAGUGCCUGCUCAAGGCACCUCCGGUUUUCCCGGUAGAGGAGAUCCGGCGAAAGAUUCCGCAGCGCCGAAAGAAAGGAAGCAAAGCUUUCGAGCAGAAAGCCGUGGAGAGGACGGGCCAGGCCCCUGUGAAGUCUAGCUCGACUUCGCGAUUGGACCGCAGCCGGAGUUACGGCUGCCCCUCGCACAGAUCAUCGUCCAAGACGAGAUCUGCAUCACAAGGUUCUAUGUCGCGGUCUGAUUCGAAAAGUUCACAUGGUGCACUGCCGGUUGUGCACCCAUCGGCACUGCCAAGUGGUGUGAGCAAGGGCCCCAGGAAGCGUUUCACUCAAGUCUUCGACGUAGCACCCGCCGGGGACUUAUACCACUGCACGUCGAUGAACCGUCCCGCAACGGUUGGAUAG